This is a messenger RNA of Triticum dicoccoides, 2589 nucleotides long. RefSeq lists its product as uncharacterized. Lineage: Eukaryota; Viridiplantae; Streptophyta; Magnoliopsida; Poales; Poaceae. The transcript is spliced from 8 exons. The record is from RefSeq and is a predicted model, not a curated record. Bases 31 to 1818 code for a protein of 595 amino acids.
GCAGCAGAGGUUCAGAAGGAUGAGUCGGGCAUGAAAGAUUUGGAUGCAGAAAAGAAAUCCAAUGUCCCAACUGGAUCAAACUCUCUACUUAUUGGGACUGAUAGCAAGGCAGACAGCACAGGCUUAGGAACUGGUGAGGAUGGAGUGCUGGUUGUAGAACCCAACGAAGAUAGCAGCAAAUCAUGGGGAAUCAAGAGUAAAACAGAAGAUGCGGUUGCUGAAGAGAAAAAGUGUCUGGCCAUGGAUGACAACGGCAAGUCAGCUCAUAUCAUGAAUGAUCUUGCUGAUAGACAUCUUCAGUCAGUUGUUUGCCUAAAAGUUUGGUGGAGGGAUUGGUCUACGGAGGGGAGGAGACCGAUUAUGCCUCGGGCAACAGGUUCCAUCAUUUAUUCAUCUCAGGAGUCCAUGCUAAUUCUCAGCUGCUCUACAAUUUUCAGAAAUUUCACCACAUGCUUUGGUCCCGCAUUUGAUACCAUUGAAAUACUAAAUGAGAAUAUAUUUCUUCAAGUGGACUUCUUUGAUGGGCAUUCAGCUAUGGGCAUGGUUUAUUGCAUCAGUUGGUGGAAAGACUUGUGUCUUGUACUUAUUCCUUUCCCUGAGAGGACCUAUGAACCUGUAAAGUUCAUUGAUGAUGAGAAUUUGAUGGAUCAGUCUAUUUACAAAAGGGGAACAAAAGUGUUCUCAAUCUUUUGUAUACCAAAUGGUCAGAAGAUUUUGUUUGGCACUACCUCAAAUGGUAAAAUAUGUGGCCUCCCAAUAAUUGGCAAUGAUUUGGGUCCAGUUUACGAUCCUGACUUGGAGUUUUUUGAGUUCACUAUGCCGGGGGGAAAGGAGUGUCCUGGGAGACCUGUAUUCACAGAUAAUCUUUUAGUUAUGGGUAUUUGCACUUGUCGAUUUGAUAAAUUGGAGUUUGCUCUUACGCUUGAUCAGAUUCGGCGGUGGCUCCAUGAUUGUUUUGACAUCGAGAUGACAAGUAGUAUGAAUAAAACAGUAGCCAGAUUAUCUAGAAUCAUAUCUAAGCUGCCGGUCCCCAUUUCCCCCACCCCGCAUUCGCCCUGGCAAGGUCUCUACCCAGUCCGCCAUCAAGACCACCUAUGUCCAAGUCAGCUCACCGCCCAAGCAUGCCCAGACGCCCCUCUGCUUCCAGAAGCUGCCAAGCUUGUCCCCAAGUGGCUGACCAUGGAUGACGACCGCAAAUCAGCUCGUAUCAUGUGUGAACUCGCUGAUAAGCAUCUUGAGUCAGUCAUUUCCUUAAAAGUUCAGUGGAAGUAUAGCUCUAAGGAGGGGAGGAAACCGAUGAGGUCUUACGGAACAGGUUCCAUUAUCCACUCAUCCAAAAAGUUCAUUUUAAUUCUCAGCUCCUCUAAAGCUUUGAGAGCUUUCACCACACGCCCUGGCCCUGAUUUUAAUUCAGUUGGGAUGCUAAAUGAGAAUAUAAUCCUACGAGUGGACUUUCUUGAUGGGCAUUCAGCUAAGGGGGAAGUAUACUGCGUUGAUUGGUGGAAGGACUUAUGUCUUGUAUUUGUUCCUUACCCCAAGAAGUCAUAUGUCCCUGUUAAAUUCAUUGACAAUGAGGACUUGAUGGGUCAGUCUUUUUACAAAAGGGCAACAGAAGUGUUCUCAAUUUUCUGCUUCCCCACUUGUCAGAAAGAUGACAAGGUUUUAUUUGGCACUACCAUAAAUGGUAAAAUCUGUGGCGGCCCCGUGAUUGGCAAGGAUUUGGAUCCAGUGUAUGCUCCUGACUUAGAGUUUUUGAGUUUGAUAUGCCGGGGUCACUGGGAUGUUAUGGGGCACCUGUAUUCAAUGAGAGCCAUCUAGUUAUGGGAAUUUGGAUUUGUACGUUUUGUGAGUUCAAAUUUGCUCUCAAGAUUGAUGAGAUCCGGCGGUGGCUGCAUGAUUAUUUUACGAUCAAGCCGACUAGGAGCAUGAAUGAAACAAUAACCAGAGUAUGUGCACGUAUAGUUAAAUCGCGUGCUUAGAGCAAGGGAAACAGAGUCUGUACAAAUGCCACUAAGAAGACCUUCAGUUUAGAAUUAGAUGUUAUACUGACCAAGGCGGCAUGGAAAAGUAACGUUGCCUUUGAGGGAUGUGUUGUUACCUUUUUUGCUGCGGGCUGAUUCUUGGGAAAGUUAAGGGAAUGUUAUACUGUACAAACAGAGUCUGUACUUUCCUUGAUUCUUGGGGAAAGUCAAGGGAAUGCAUAACAGGAUGAGGUAACGGUGUGGUUUACGAACCUUCUGCGUUGUAUUGGGAGCUUACUUGAUUCAGACGGGUGUAAAUAUAGGGCGUGGUUGCUGUAUCCUGUAUGAGACGUUUUACAUGUCUAAUGAUGAUGCCAAAACAAGGAGUCAUCUAUUUUGGAACGGAGGGAGUACAUGGUAGUACUACUGUGGCUGAAGUUUUUGGUCUACUGUUAAAGCCCUGACAAAAUAUUCUGCCUCUUCCACGAAGGAGCACCAGCUCCGGUUCAUCGCCCCACCCUCCGGCGACCAUGCUGCGAGGCCGCUCCAGAAACUAAUUGUAUUCAAGUAGCUCUUCUUCAGAAACUACUUGUUCGCUGAAGCAUAGCAUUAUUAAUGGUCAGUUCAU